AUGUGCUAUGAAGACUUUGUUCGGGAGUACGAGAAGAUGGAGAUUUGCCAUCUGGGUCCGCAAUCGCUCAGUGACAGCGCAGGAUCAGACCGAAUUACUUUCCAGAUGACCGUGGAACAUGGCACUUGGCAGCCUGGUGUAAACGCCGGAGGUUGCCGAAAUUUCUUAGAUGCUGAUGAUAAUGACAACGAGGACAAAGGCACCUUGAUUAUCGGCUUGAUGCAGAAGGAUCGUAGAAAGAUGCGAAAGCAAGGAUUGGACCUGCUCACAAUAGGCUUCAUGGUCUACGCUAAUUAUAAUCAAGUUUGGCGGGUUGACCAAAUAGACACUGUGGUCGGUGAGGCUGAAGGUGCGCUGUUGGCCAGCCUUCCUCACCUUGAACGUUAUUUUCAGUUGACACUCUCUUUGGAUAGGGUUGGUUUCGGAUGCGAUGACAUCCCUGUUAAGUUGCAGAUCUACUAUAAAGAAGUUCCCUGA
This is a messenger RNA of Dibothriocephalus latus, 477 nucleotides long. The record is from the annotation of a GenBank genome assembly. NCBI's taxonomy places the organism in Eukaryota, Metazoa, Platyhelminthes, Cestoda, Diphyllobothriidea, Diphyllobothriidae.